GCUAAAGCUUAGGAGCAGACUACAGAGUGGGGAAGAGAGUGCGCAGCCAUGGCGAGCUACGACCUGACCCCGCGGAUUGCGCCGAACCUGGACCGUCACUUGGUCUUCCCACUCCUGGAGUUUCUGCAGGAGCGUCAUCUCUACGAGGAUGAGCAGAUCCUGAAAUCGAAGAUAGAGCUCCUCAACAGGACCAACAUGGUCGACUACGCCAUGGAUAUCCACAAGAGCCUCUACCACACCGAAGACGUUCCCCAAGAUAUGGUGGAGAGAAGGGUGGAGGUGGUGGCUAGGCUCAAGGCUCUGGAGGAGGCGGCAGCGCCUCUUGUGGCGUUUUUGCAGAACCCGAGUGCCGUGCAGGAGCUCAGGGCUGACAAGCUGUACAAUCUUCAAAUGCUCAACGAACGAUACCAGAUAGGAACAGAACAGAUAGAAGCGCUAUAUCAGUAUGCCAAAUUUCAGUUUGAAUGUGGAAACUACUCUGGGGCUGCUGACUAUCUUUAUCAGUAUAGGGCCCUAUGCACAAAUAACGAAAGGAGUCUGAGUGCAUUGUGGGGAAAGCUUGCAGCUGAGAUUCUGAUGCAAAAUUGGGACAUUGCUCUUGAAGAGCUCAAUCGGUUGAAAGAAAUUAUUGACUCAAAGAGUUUUUCUUCACCAAUGAAUCAGGUGCAAAGUAGAAUAUGGUUAAUGCACUGGAGCCUCUUCAUCUUUUUCAAUCAUGACAAUGGACGGACACAGAUAAUUGACUUGUUUAACCAGGAUAAGUAUCUUAAUGCAAUUCAAACAAGUGCUCCCCAUCUUUUACGUUACUUGGCCACUGCAUUUAUUGUGAACAAAAGGAGACGACCUCAAUUCAAAGAUUUUAUAAAGGUUAUUCAGCAAGAGCAGCACUCUUACAAAGAUCCUAUUACAGAGUUUUUAGCAUGUGUGUAUGUCAACUAUGACUUUGACGGUGCAAAAAAGAAGAUGAAUGAGUGUGAAGAAGUAAUAUUGAAUGAUCCCUUCCUUGGCAAACGAGUUGAAGAAGGCAACUUUUCUACUGUACCACUGAGAGAUGAGUUUCUUGAAAAUGCCCGCCUAUUUAUCUUUGAGACCUAUUGCCGUAUACAUCAGCGCAUUGACAUGGGAGUGCUUGCGGAGAAAUUGAAUUUGAAUUAUGAGGAGGCUGAGAGAUGGAUUGUGAAUCUUAUCCGGAGCUCAAAACUUGAUGCUAAGAUUGACUCUCAGUCAGGAACUGUAAUCAUGGAACCCAAUCUUCCCAACGUGUACGAGCAAUUAAUAGACCACACCAAGGCACUCUCAGGACGUACUUACAAGUUGGUCAGUCAACUUCUGGAACAAACACAGGCACAGGUUGCGCGUUAAGUUUUGUGGUGAAGUUCUUAGGAAGUUAUUCAUUCACAUUUCCAUAUUAUUCGAAAUUUUGUUUCUUUUGGGCUGAGUGAAAGAUUCAAAUUUGUGCAAUUCCAGUGAUUAAUUUCAAUUCCCAGAAUUAGAGACUAGAAAUGAUGCAAUUAUGGCAAGAAAUAUUAGAUCGAAA
Molecule: messenger RNA, 1537 nt
Organism: Carya illinoinensis
Lineage: Eukaryota; Viridiplantae; Streptophyta; Magnoliopsida; Fagales; Juglandaceae
Product: eukaryotic translation initiation factor 3 subunit E
Exons: 8
Coding region: 49-1362 (437 amino acids)
Biological process (GO): translational initiation
Cellular component (GO): cytoplasm; eukaryotic translation initiation factor 3 complex; nucleus
Molecular function (GO): translation initiation factor activity
Source: RefSeq, a predicted model, not a curated record